Molecule: messenger RNA, 516 nt
Organism: Saprolegnia parasitica CBS 223.65
Lineage: Eukaryota; Oomycota; Saprolegniomycetes; Saprolegniales; Saprolegniaceae
Exons: 3
Coding region: 1-516 (171 amino acids)
Source: RefSeq, a predicted model, not a curated record
AUGCGCCCGGAAGAGCGCGAGCGCCGCGCGUACAAGGACGCGCACGCCGCGGCGUUUGCGAAAACGCGGCACUUUCCCGCGCUCUCGCAGCUGCAAGCGUCGGGCGAGAACGUCAUUCUGCUGCAAGACUGCUCGCCCGUGACCGCGGUCGUGACGCCGCGCGCGUCACCGGUCCACAGCCGCCUCCACGCCCCCGACGCGGCACCUUUUGUGACCAAGAGCGCGGCCGACGCCAAAGCGGCUAUUCGACACCCGUGCGAGUAUGACUACCCCACGGGGCUGCACACGAGUAAAGAGCGCGUGCCGAGCCGCCACGCCCUCUCGCUUCAGGAGGAUAAUAUGCAGCGGAGAGCGGGCCGCGUGUGGCGACCCUCGAACGCGACGACGGCCAAAAAGUCGAUUGCAGUCGACUACUAUGUCAACUCGGCGUUGCCGAAUGACCCGACCAUCGACCGAAAAACCAUCAAGGCCAUUGUGGCACGCAACCCAAUUGUCCAGCGUCGUCCAAAACUCUAG